Leptosomus discolor (cuckoo roller) is the source of this 701-nucleotide messenger RNA. Lineage: Eukaryota; Metazoa; Chordata; Aves; Leptosomiformes; Leptosomidae. The record is from RefSeq and is a predicted model, not a curated record.
AAGUGCCUAACUGCCAGUCCUCAUACCUGCAGGGGGGUGUCUUCCCAAGCAGCCAUGAUGGAUUUUCGUAUGAAAAGGACACACGAUUGUAUUUUGAUGACACGUGCGUGGUACCGGAGAGGCUGGAAGGUAAAGUGAAGCAGGAGCCCACCCUGUACCGUGAAGGCCCUCCCUACCAGCGGCGCGGGUCCCUGCAGCUCUGGCAGUUCCUGGUCACCCUCCUGGAUGACCCUGCCAAUGCCCACUUCAUCGCCUGGACUGGCCGGGGCAUGGAGUUCAAGCUGAUCGAGCCUGAGGAGGUAGCGCGGCGCUGGGGCAUCCAGAAGAACCGGCCGGCCAUGAACUAUGACAAGCUCAGCCGCUCCCUGCGCUACUACUAUGAGAAGGGCAUCAUGCAGAAGGUGGCCGGCGAGCGGUACGUCUAUAAGUUUGUCUGCGACCCUGACGCCCUCUUUUCCAUGGCCUACCCCGACAACCAGCGUCCCUUCCUGAAGACAGAGCCUGACUGCCCAGUGCCUGAGGAGGAGACGGUGCCGCUAACACACUUUGAGGACAGCCCGGCAUACCUCCUGGAGAUGGAUCCCUGUGGCAGCCUUCCCUAUGCAGAGGGCUUUGCUUACUGACUUGGCCAGCCGGUAGAGCCACGAGCACUAGCGCGUCUACUUUGAGCAAACACAGUUUUGUAAAGAAUAUUUUUUUGC